Molecule: messenger RNA, 3411 nt
Organism: Dermochelys coriacea (leatherback sea turtle)
Lineage: Eukaryota; Metazoa; Chordata; Testudines; Dermochelyidae
Product: homeobox protein unc-30-like
Exons: 3
Coding region: 605-1822 (405 amino acids)
Molecular function (GO): DNA binding
Source: RefSeq, a predicted model, not a curated record
CCUGUUCUGUUGGAGCAGGAGACCUGCUUUGCUCACCUGGAAGCAAGGAGAAGCUACAAGGCCUUCUUUCCUCUGCCCCUCCUCCCUGCCCCCAUAAAAUGUUAUAUAAGAGGAGGAAAUUGUACCCUUGAACGUUUGAAAACCCUGUUUUCCAGUUGCCAGCACCGGCUUUAUAUAUGAGAGUUUAAAGGUCUCAGUCAGAGACACUUUGGCUACUACUCAGGGGACAAGAGCUAAUUGUGUGUAUUUUGGUGAUUUGAUUACAAUAGAGGUGUGGGACACAUUUCUGAGUCAGACUUUACAAAAAAAAAAAAAAAAAAAAGGCAGCCCAACACAACACAAACCUCCAGCUCAGUUUUCUUUUUAAAUUGAUAACAAAAUAGGACAUGAUAAAAGCACUUUGUCCCCAUUGGAUGCAGCCAAGGCGGGGGGAGGGUUGCUAACUGCUGGGGUGAAAGGGACUAUAAAACUAAAGGAUCCACUUUUACUCAAACGAGGAGCUUGCAGCUAAGUUAAAACGGGUGGGGCCUUAUCAGUCUCCCAGAGUGAAGAUUUAAAAACAAAGCUGACAAUUUUUGCCAAUUACUAAGCUCCUAGCUCAAAGAUGGAACCUACCGAAGUGAAAAACAGCGUUACAGAACAAGUCACGCAAUGCCCCAUUAUUUCCAAUACGCCGAAAGAAGGAGGCCGAAGGAAACGGACCACGUUUAGCAAAGCCCAGCUAGACCUCUUGGUUAAAACGUUUGAAAGGGAUCCCUACCCUGGCAUCACCGUGCGGGAGAGGCUCUCCAGUCUGACGGAGAUACCCGAGUCUAGGAUUCAGGUUUGGUUUCAAAACAGAAGAGCCAGGCAGCUGAACCAAAAGAAGAGUGAAGCCCCCACCUUUCCCAAACCUGAUUAUGGCAACAAGAAGCUGACCCACUUCACUGUCAAUUUUCCAGACAGGCCAAGAAUGACACAGACUCUUGAGUCUGGUCAGAGUCUACUCAAUCUACAGCCAUGUCUGCCAGAAGGGAAUCAAAAUGUUCCUAGUCAGCCCAUGCAGUAUUCAGAGCAACAACUUCCUAGGUUAGAUGGUCAUUUCAAGAGCUUGGACAGCACUUUUAGAACAGGAACCCAAAUCCAGACCCCAUCAACUCAUUUAAACUCCUCUUAUGUGUCAAGAGAAAACCAAUUCAGUUUAGGAGUCACGGGGAGUCCUUCCCAGAUUCAACACCCUGUGCAGCCACUACAGCAACAUCCAUACUAUCAGCUAUCUUUACCUGAAAACUACUACUCAGAUACAAAUCUAUUCCAGGCUGCUGUCCCCCUAGUUUUAGGGGGGCAGCAGUGUGGUCAAGGUCCUCAAUAUACAGCAGCCAAAGAGAAUGGAUACAGGAUGCCUGUGACUAUCAACUACUUAAACUCUAGUCAAGGAGUGAUCAAUGAGGAGUGUUCAUAUGUCAAGGCAAGCACCUCUCAUCUUAGUAAGAGUCCAGUUUUAGGUCAUGAUGGAGGAGACCCACAAGUAAAAAUGAAGCAGGCUGAGUGGAACAUUGAUUUACCUGUUUCUUCUAGCAUUGCUCUUCCCCCUUCAACAUUUGCAAACUGUCAGGUAACAUCUCAGAGGAUGUUGACUCCUCUGGUUCCUUUGUUUGGGCAACAACUGAAAGAUAUGAUAGAUGAAUUUGAUCCUUGUUGGUCAUACGUGAGAAACGAAGUCUUAGGUACUGGUCUAGAUUUGUUCUUUGAAAAUGAACAAAAUGUAGAGCAAAAUGGUGGUAGAAGUUACCUCUUCACCUCUGGUGAUCAGCGUUCAAGCUGCCACUUAGGUCAUACCUGAAAAUCAGCUUGGUGUGUAUGUUCAUGCUUUAUAAAUUUGCAUGAUUGUCAGGGUGAAAGAGGGAAGAGGCUGACGAGUGUUGCUGGCCAGUGUGUUGAGAGUUUGUUAUGAGAGCUGUGUGUGAGUCAGUAAGGGGUGGGGGGAAGGCAGGUGUGUAGAAGUUGGAAGGUGGCUGCUAGAAAUGAGUGAAUAACUUCAUCACAGAGUGUUUUCUGUUUGGGCAUUGUCAACAAGUUGCUUGCAGUGAUCUUGUAUUAGUUUAUAAUUGGCUACCAGAUAACUUUACUGGUCAAGGACAGUUCACUGAGUAUUUAGUUAGUUAGUUUCUGGUAGUUAGCUUUGACUGGAGGUAUGGGAAAGAUUUUAGGGAAUUAUGUCUGUUUCCUCAUGGGAAGAACGUGCUACAUAUCUGGUGUGACUACUCAUUUUUAAAAUCCAUUUUCUAUACAGUAUACUCCAUUUCUUUCACUGAAAGCUAUCACAGGAGGCACAAACACCAAAAAAAAAAAGCAAAUAGCGUGUUUGUUUUUAAAUGAAAACUUCAGUGGAAAUUGCAGGGAGGUGGGGUGGUAUUUUUCCUACUUGAUAUGUGCCUUUAGUUACAGUCGCUAGUAUCCCCUCUUUCAGAAGUAUUUAAUGUACUUUUUUUAGUGAACAAAAUGUGUAGCCCUUAAAAAGCAAUGUUUUGUGCAAAUUGGUGGUAUUCUAAUUGAAUUGCGUGAAUUCUGCUAUAAGAAAAGGUUUUUGAAAACCUUAUGUUCUUUACCAUUUCUUUCUCAUAGCCCUAAUUCUCUAAGGGGAAAAAAUAGAUUAACAAUAUCCUGAUUAAGUGGGCUGUAACAGGACUUGAAGGAAAGCAUCCUUUUGAGCUGAACUCUGAACACUAUACUGUAGAGCUUGAUCCUGAAGAGACUGAGACCCAGUUCCUCAAAGGUAUUGAGGUGCUUAAUUCCCAUUGAUCUUGGACAUCAAUGAGUGUUAGGUACCAAAAGACCCUUAAGAAACUGCCUAGAAGCUACUGAAUGGGCAUCCCUGUUUUUGCAUGAGGUUUGAUUGAAGUCCAUAAACUCAGGCGGUUGCAGGAGUGUGGCCAGGAUGUCUUAAUAUGUCUCUUUCAUAAAUGUUUGUAUAAUGCUCAAAAAAUGGCUGUGGAUUCUUUUUAAAUGUUGGCUUCAACCUUUAAUAUGUUUUUUUUAAAAUCAAUUUCAUUGUUCAUAUUAUAAAAUAAGACAAAUAUAAGCUAAGUGUUUCUUUUUUACACUGAUGUAGCUACAGAGAGGUAGUCCAGUGGCUUGCAUAUGGAUUGAGAAUUAACAAAUCCAGAGUUGUAGUCCUGGCUUUUAUAAUGAUUCCAUCUGUGGCCUUGGACAAAUCACUUAGCUUCUCUGCCUUCAUCAUCCCUAUAUUUAAAAUGGAAAUAAUACUUAACUACCUCAUAGUGGUCUUACAAAGAACCAUAGGCUAAUAUCUAUAAAGCGUUUUGCACACAAAAGGCACCAUGUGAGUGCUAAGAAUUGUAUUUAUUAUCCAAUGAUUUGUACUGAUUUUUAUGAUUGAAUUGCCUCAGUAAACUUUGUUUCUAAAAUGUA